CUGCCAAAGUAUUUCUGGGAAACAAGGGGGGAAAAUAAGAGUCUGAGCAGGCUAAGGAGGAUGAGAAAAAGUUCAAAGUUGCGAAAUUCUCAAUAAAAAAAGAUUGAACUGAAAAAAGAGAAAGCGGAAACCUCGAAAUGCCACCCAAUGCUCCACCUUCGACUGCCAUAGCCAAACCCCAUAAACCCUACUUCUUCUACGGCCACCGGAAACCCACCCAAAACCGCCCCACCGUCCGCGGCGGCCUUUUCUCCAACCGCCAAAUUAUCAGCCCCAAUCGCAAAAACCAUCCCCGACCUUCUUCCCAACCCGCAUUUGACCUCUCAAAAUGGGACCCGGACAGCCUUCCAACCCGACCCAAUUACCCAGAAAAGGACCCAUCUGAGAAAUUCUUCUCCGUGGCAAAGACUCUGUCCCCAAUUGCUAGGUACAUAGUUGACUCCUUUCGAAAACACCGCCACUGGGGUCCACCUGUCAUGGCGGACCUCAAUAAGCUCCGCCGUGUAACGCCGAAGCUGGUGGCGGAGGUUCUUAAAGUCCCUGAUAUUGAUUCCCGACUCUCGUCUAAGUUCUUCCACUGGGCUGGUAAGCAAAAGGGUUAUAGGCAUGAUUUUUCUUGUUACAAUGCGUUUGCCUAUAGCUUGAAUAGGACAAACCAAUUUCGAAGUGCUGAUCAGGUGCCUGAAUUAAUGUGUAUGCAAGGGAAGCUUCCUAGUGAGAAACAGUUUGAAAUCCUGAUAAGAAUGCAUUCUGAUGCAGGUAGGGGACUUAGGGUAUAUUAUGUGUACGAGAAGAUGAAAAAGUUUGGCAUUAAACCAAGAGUUUUUUUGUACAAUAGAAUAAUGGAUGCACUUGUUAAAACUGAUCAUUUGGAUUUGGCUAUGUCCGUGUACAAAGAUUUCAAAGAAGAUGGAUUAGCAGAGGAGAGUAUCACUUUCAUGAUUUUGAUCAAGGGCUUGUGCAAGUCUGGUCGGAUGCAUGAAGUGCUUGAGCAUUUGGGUCAUAUGAGAGAGUUGUGCAAACCAGAUGUAUUUGCAUACACGGCAAUGGUGAAGGUAUUAAUUGGAGAGGGAAAUUUAGAUGGAUGUUUGAGGAUUUGGGAGGAAAUGCGGAGGGAUGAAGUUGAGCCAGAUGUUAUGGCAUAUGGAACUUUAGUGACAGGAUUGUGCAAAAGAAGACAGAUUGAGAAAGCUUAUAAGUUCUUUAAGGAGAUGAAAGAGAAGGGGUAUCUGAUAGAUAGAGCUAUAUAUGGGUCAUUGAUUGAAGCAUAUGUGGCAAAGGGUAAGGUUGGUUCAGCUUGUGAUUUGCUGAAGGAUUUAGUCGAAUCCGGAUAUAGGGCUGAUUUGGCAAUAUAUAACUCUCUUAUUGAGGGAUUGUGUGGUGCAGAACGGGUUGAUAGAGCUUAUAAGCUUUUCCAAGUUAUGAUUGUAGAGGAUGUGCAGCCAGACUUUUCCACUGUGAGACCACUAUUGGUAUCUCUUGCGGAGCUGGAAAGAAUGGAUGACUUUUGCAAAAUGCUUGAGGAAAUGAAGAAUUUGGGUUUUUCUGUUAUUGAUGAUUUAUCAAAGCUGUUUGAAUUUAUGGUUGUCAAGGAUGAAAAAAUAAAACUGGCUUUAGAAUUGUUUGAAUAUUUGAAAAUGAAGGACUAUUGCAGCGUUUCAAUAUAUAAUAUUGUUAUGGAGACUUUGAACAGGAUUGGGGAGGUAAGAAAGGCGUUAGUAGUCUUGGAUGAAUUAAAAUGCUCAAAUUUUGAACCUGAUUCAGUAACUUACAGCAUUGCUAUCCAAUGUUUUGCUGAAGUUGGAGAUGUACAUGAAGCAUGUACAUGCUAUAACAAGAUAAAAGAGAUAUCCAAGUUGCCUUCUCUCGCUGCAUAUCGAUCUCUUGUAAAAGGGCUCUGUGCAACUGCGGAGAUUGAUGCAGCCAUGAUGCUAAUUCGUGACUGCUUAGGCAGUGUUGCAAGUGGACCCUUGGAAUUCAAGUAUACAUUAACAAUUAUUCAUCUUUGCAAGUCAAAAGAUGCCAAAAAGGUAGUUGGAGUAAUAGAUGAAAUGGUGGAACAGGGUUGUCUUCCGGAUAAUGUCAUAUAUUCUGCAGUUAUAUGCGGCAUGUGCAAGUAUGGGACAAUUGAAGAGGCAAGGAAAGUCUUUGUUGGUUUAAGAGAACGUCAACUUCUAAGUGAAGCUGAUGUGAUUGUUUAUGAUGAGUUGCUUAUUGACCACAUGAAAAAGAAGACAGCAGACUUGGUGUUAUCUGGCUUGAAGUUUUUUGGUCUGGAAAAGAAGUUAAAAGCAAGAGGCUCAACACUUCUGCCUGGCUGAGAAUGUGAAUUCAGAUACUUGCUUUAUGGAAGAAUACAGCAAAUUUUGACACAUUCUGUGUGGAGAAAAGCUACAAUCAAGAGAGUUGACCGUGGGGCUAUGUUGAGAAUUUUAAAUCAGGUUGAUACUUCAACAUCUUACUAGAAACAGUAUAGACAUUAACUUGUGGCUCAGAGUACUUUAGAUUGUUAUCAAGCUGCUAAAAUUUGGUAAAGUUAAGCAGUUAAAAAGCUGUCCUGUUUGGAUGGUUCAGGUCUGAUACGGCUUGUGAAUCCUGUGGUAGAAAGAGACCUAAAUAGACUGGUCUGCAGUAUGUGAAACAUGUCCUUGUGAGUGAAGUUGGGUCAAGUGGACAAGGUUGAUAAUUCAACAUCUUACUUUAGUUUGUUACCAAGCUGCGAAAAUUUGGUGAAGUUUAGCAGUUAAAAUGCCGUCCUGUUGGGAUGGUUCAGGUCUGAUAUGGCUUGUGAAUCCUGUGGUAGAAAGAGACCUAAAAUUUCUCUGAACAAUUGAGACUGGUCUGCAGUAUGUGAAACAUGUCCUUAUGAGUGAAGUUGGUUAAGCGAACAAGGUAAUUACCUGAUAUCGAUCAUUUACCAUCUUCGUUGUCUUUAAGGUAGUUCCGAGGCUGAGUUCUAUGAAUUGCAGUGUUUCACCUUUGAAGAAAAUAAUUGUCUAGCGUGAGUUUGGAGUUCGUCUAGAGCUGGCUUAAUGGUCAAUGACUUCCCCUUGCAAUGCAAUACCAGUAAAAGCCCUGACUCUAUACCAAGCAAGCUCCAGUGUUGGAUAAGUUAAAGUGGCAUUCUGUCUUUGGUUUGUGCUAUGGAGUAAAGCAUGUUCGGGAACCUUAAUCUACUGCCCUUCUGUCCGAGUGUAAAAUUUGGAUUAAGUAUAAAAAGGUAAGCCAAUAUCUGUGGAUGUUGCAAAUUUGGAUAUCGAUUCAGGUGGCAAAAUAUUUGAAGUUGGUAGCAAUUGCGUGAUCUGAGAAGGGUCUUGUUAGAC
This is a messenger RNA of Coffea arabica (coffee), 3323 nucleotides long. RefSeq names its product pentatricopeptide repeat-containing protein At4g20740. Gene Ontology annotation, molecular function: protein binding. The record is from RefSeq and is a predicted model, not a curated record. Lineage: Eukaryota; Viridiplantae; Streptophyta; Magnoliopsida; Gentianales; Rubiaceae.